AGCAGGAAGUAGCCACAGAAAAAGCUGUCUCUCUCUGGCAGGAUCCAGAAAGCUCCUGGAGCACUCUAGUUUUAAACUGUUGUACUUUACUCCACUUUCUUUUUUUUCGGAAAAAAAUCAGUAGCGUUUCCUUCUUUCCAAUAUGUACUGGAAAAUAUUCUUGUCGGCGUUGACUGUUUUAGCUGUGCUGGGAUGCGGUGAUGCUCUAGAAGGUCCUUGUUCUAAUUUUACAAACUGUAAUGAGUGCCUGAAGCAUGCAACCACUAAUGUGACCACAAUCUGUGUAUGGGUGAUGUGCAAAGAGACCAGCUCAGACCAUUGUAUGUCACCAGAAAAGACCCUUGAAGCAAAUUGCACCAGCCUGAAUGAAACCUGCCAAGCAAACCAUACCACUGUUGCACCAACUACUGCUACUACAGCCAACAUAUCAAUCAACACAUCAACAUCUGCUUCACCUACAGCUCCUCCUAGUUCAACAGUAAAAACUACACCCAUAACCACCACUGUUCACACAUCUGCCACCUCCAACUCUACAAGUUCUCCCACAGCGGCACCUCAGAAGAAGAACACCUUUGAUGCUGCCAGUUUCAUUGGAGGCAUAGUGCUAGUUCUGGGCCUACAGGCAGUCAUCUUCUUCCUUUACAAGUUUUGCAAAUCUAAAGACAGAAACUACCACACCCUGUAAAAGCCAUUGUGACAACUUGCUACAUUUGACAGACUUUAGUUUUUCAAAAUUAAUAUUUCUUUUCAGCUCCUUUCACAAACAGUUGAUGUGUAGCACAUGUCUGGAGACUCUUGAGACAGUUGAAGGUGUCAUGCCACUAACACCGUGAACCUCCCUCACUGAGAACAUUGCUAUAAAUUGGAUGGCUAUGGAAUUUAUAGCAAUGUUUACCGGUCCCCCUUUUCGUUACCUUCUGCCAGAGUGAUACAGUGCUAUCUAUCUCUGUGCAGUCCUAUAUACAUACAGUACAUAUAAACAGAAUAGCGCUAUCAGAUAUUACUGCUUAAUUUGACUGUUGUCAACUAGUGCAUUAAAGUAAUGCUGUGUCUUCACAACCAAAGACUUGCCUGUACUCAAGACAGAUAUUAUAGUCUUUCAGUUUUGCUACAUGAAGAACAAAUGUGAGCUUAAAUGGAGAAAUUCAAAAUUAAUAAAAUGAAUAAGAUGCAGAUAGACUCCAGGAGAAUACGAUGGAAAUAUUCGGUUUAUUAAAUAACCUUUUUUUUUUUUUAAUUUAAGAUAAAAAAAAUAUAUAUAUAGUAAUCAAAAGCUGGGGUCAAGUGCCUUAUGCAUGUGCCAACCUUAGUGAAAUCCCACCGGUCAUUUGCUUUCUAAUAAAAUAAGAGCCUCUUAACCAGUAGUGAUGUGUAUUUAUACACAUCCAGUUACCAAUUUAAGGGGCUUUUUCUCAACAUAAGAAUUUUUCUUUUUCUGUAAACUUCAGGCCCGGUGCUAGUUUCAUUUUUCUUUUUUUAAAUUUUUGUAAAUUAUUCCAAUUAUGUAUAAAAUAAUUUUAUUUUUCUCUCUCCCUUUUAGGAGUAAGGUUUAUAUAAUGGUUUAUAUGGAAAGUCAUUAAGGGAGAGGUCAGUUUGCAGGUACAGCUUUGAAGUGAAUGUUUUUGGUUUUUUUCUCCUGCAUAAACACUUUUAAUAAUCCUGCGGGUUCGUCCUGUUAAAUAGAUCGGGAUUCCUUUCAAAUCAUGCUCGUUGCAUGCUGUUAAAUCGUGAAGUAACUCGGAUAAUUCAAUACAAUAACAGGUUUGCCGAAUUUGUUUUUGUGACUUAAGUAGGCUGCUAAAACAGCCGUAUAUUUCAUUUAUUUAUUAGCAUGAAAAUUUACAAAAACAUUAAAUUGAAUAAAUAAAGGAAAUGUCAAAAGUGAUCAGAAGUAGUAUUUAGUAGAAUCUAUGCACACCUUGAGCAUUGAGACAAUCUACCAGUCUUGAAUUACUUGCACCGUGCAAUCUUGUGACAGUUACGUUGUGUUCUUGAUCUUUAAAUGAUGUUGUAAUUUUUUAGACAUUAUCAGUUGAUUUGUAAACUAGGAAUAGAUUAGGCUUUGCUGAGUUUUGGUUUCUGUUGUGGAUUCUUUGCAUUUUUAUUAUGUUUGUGGAAUUUUAAUGUUUAGCAAUUCUGACUGUAUAAUGUUGCCUUUGCUAUAGAUAAUAAAAAGCUAUAAUAAAAAGAAUCGGUUAGACAGUAAAGGGUUUUAUGGUCGCAUUUGCAUUCAUGUAAAUUUUUUUUUUUUUGAUAAUUUCAGUUUCAACAUUUUUACAAGUGAAUGUGCUGCUAGUAAUUAGUUGAUAGCAAAAAUUAAGAGGCCCAGUUUUUAUAAUUGUGAACUUAUUCAUCAUUCUGUUGAAACUGUAUGUGGUUGUUAUAAUUUUCAUAUAGGCUUCAGUUCAUUGUGCCAAGACUAGGUGUGUUAAAGUCCCCUUGUGUUAUUCUAGUUGUGGCACAAAUGUCAGGUCAUUGCCAGAUUCGUGUUUCUUAGUGAACUGACAAAGCAGAGUCCAAUAGAAGGUUAUCUUAUGUGCCAUAACUAGAUGUCGCCUUAUGUGGGAGAAUGGCAGUGGGACAACAGUGAUGCCAAGUACACAUUAGGGCUUUAAAAGCUGAAAUCCUGUCCUAGAGAGCAGCCGUGUUCAUGUAAAGGAAGACGUCCCAUGGCCAAUUAUUUGCUUAAUUAACUAACAGUUGAAGUUCUUUGUUCUUAAAGGAGCACAAAGUGUUGGCUGGCCUGCCCGUAAAAUAACAUCUUAGUCAGAUGAUUGGCUGAAAAUUCCUGAUGAGCCUGUUUUAGGGUUGGCAGUUAAGGAGCCACUAGUUUUGUAAAUAUGACAUUUUCUUUGUGUGGUAACCUUGCCAGUGUACUUCAUUGGUCAUGGCUGCAGACCAAGUGGCCAUCCUUACUCUCUAGCUUUGGUGAAGGCUGUGCAACUUAACAGGAGGCAAGACUGGACUGCUAACCUAAAUUGCCACAUACAGAAUCCACAUUGGCAGGCCAGGCCUAACUGGAUGAGACGCCCAUAUGCAGCCAUUAUUAGACCAUUUUAGAGGAAUGUAAACACUUCAGAUGCACUAGGAGAGCUACUUUCAAUAUCCCCAAGCACUUUGAUGCAUGUCUCUUAUAUGUGACAUUUUAAGUGCCUUGAAACGUGUACAUAAACAUUUUUGAGUUGAAUGAACAUUUUAAAAGGGAGUAGGUGAGCGUGAAAUUGUAGUGUGGUUCUGCUGCUCGAUUUUGUUUUCUCCCUCCUGUUUAAAUUCCCGUUUGAGAUUCAUUUUCGUAUUUCUCAAGUCCGAGCCGCCUGUUAAACCAAAGGUACAAAUGCACUUGCUGUCGAUCUCAUUGUUCAUUAAAAUCAGUCACUUUGAAAUCGUUUUGUUUGGGGAUCUUUGCACACGUUUCUUUGUUCUGUUUGCCUUUUCCCUGUCGGGCUCGCUGCAUGAAAAACUUGAGUAGCGAAUCUCUGGUCACUUCCUAUCGCUGGCUUGACGGGUGUCUGCCUGGAAACUCCUUCUUCUUCUACCAUUCGCUGACUCAGAUGCAACUGAAAGAAAGGCUGAAGUGUCUAUUUGUGUGUUUUUGUUUUCUCCCCCUUCUCAGUUGAAAUAUUUCUUCACAGUUUGUUUCUUCAUUUGUGAUGUUACAUUAUGAUGUUAAAUAAUAAAAGUUUUCCACCAUCGCUUUAAACAGG
Polypterus senegalus (gray bichir) is the source of this 3704-nucleotide messenger RNA. It is a transcript of the gene cd164, whose product is annotated as CD164 molecule, sialomucin. Lineage: Eukaryota; Metazoa; Chordata; Cladistia; Polypteriformes; Polypteridae. The transcript is spliced from 6 exons. Gene Ontology annotation, cellular component: cytoplasmic vesicle. The record is from RefSeq and is a predicted model, not a curated record. Bases 143 to 685 code for a protein of 180 amino acids.